This is a messenger RNA of Pistacia vera, 567 nucleotides long. RefSeq lists its product as uncharacterized. NCBI's taxonomy places the organism in Eukaryota, Viridiplantae, Streptophyta, Magnoliopsida, Sapindales, Anacardiaceae. The coding region runs from base 1 to 567 and encodes 188 amino acids. The record is from RefSeq and is a predicted model, not a curated record. The transcript is spliced from 2 exons.
AUGUGGACUGUCAAAAUGAAGACCUUCUUGAGGGGACAAGUUUUGUGGCUGUAUGUUGAAGAGAACAAGCAGCCACCUACAUUGGGGCCAAACCCCACAUUGAAUCAAAUUAGGCAUCAUGAGGAGGAAGCUACUAAAGCUCCUAGAGCUUUGUCUCAUAUCCAUGUAGCUGUAACUGAACUUGUUUUUACAAGAAUCAUGGUGUAUGAGACAGCCAAGGAAGCAUGGGACAAGCUCAAGAAGGAGUUUGGUGGUAGUGAUACAACUAGGAAUAUGCAAUUGUUGGGUGAGGAAAUGACAUACAAGAGAAUUAUGGAGAAAGUAUUGGUGAGUCUACCCGAGAGGUUUGAGUCUAAGAUUUCUUCACUUGAGGACUCUAAAGAUCUGUCACAUAUCACACUCACUGAAUUGGUGCAUGCUCUACAAGCUCAAAAGCAAAGGAGGUCGUUGAGACAAGAGGAUUCAAGUGAGGGUGCAAUGGUGGCAGGCUUUAAAGGCAAAGCUGGUCAGGGAGGAAAUAAGAGGUCUGCUGCAUAUAAGAAAGGGAAGGAGAAAAUAAGUAAUUAG